Molecule: messenger RNA, 2760 nt
Organism: Drosophila bipectinata
Lineage: Eukaryota; Metazoa; Arthropoda; Insecta; Diptera; Drosophilidae
Gene: Shal
Product: Potassium voltage-gated channel protein Shal
Biological process (GO): protein homooligomerization; potassium ion transmembrane transport
Cellular component (GO): voltage-gated potassium channel complex; membrane
Molecular function (GO): protein binding; A-type (transient outward) potassium channel activity
Source: RefSeq, a predicted model, not a curated record
CCUUUCUGUCGUUUUCAAUUUUCACUUUCAGUUUGUCGAGAACGUUUGAACUCAGAGCAGCGCCCAAAAGAGUUGAGCGCUUUCAGCCAGCGGGACGCAGUUUGGGCCAAGCUUUUUGGCCAUCGUGCGUGCAGCAGGCUAACAGAAAAUUGUAAAUUCAAAUUUGGCCAAAAGCGAGCUAAAGUUAAGCAAAAAGUAAAAAGAAAAGCCAAAAAGCUGAUGAGAAAAUGUACACGGAGUGUCUGAAAUAGUGCGGAGAAAAAUGUGCGGCUAGCGGAUCGGAGGAGAAGGAGAAAGAGCAAGGAGGUGGCGGAAUCUAGUUGCUGCACAUGAACACAACCGAAGCAUAGACACACACAGGAAACUUUUCAUAUCCCCGCAGUGAACAAUAAAAGCAAAAGUGGCAGCAGCACCAAACAAAAAUGACAGCAAUAAGUUUAAGCAAUAAAACACAGCUUGCCGGGCACUGCGAAAAUGCAGCCUGAAGACAAGAAACUAAAGCAGCGGGCUAAAGCUUUAAAAUAGGAGUUAAUCGACAUAGCUCCAACCUACCCCAAUCCCAGAAACCGAAAAAGAAAUCCCCUUUAAUCCCCGAAAUCAACUGCCAAAUCAUAUAUAGAAAAUAUUAAUUUAAAAGAAGAUUAUAAAGAGAAGCUGCUGAAAGGGAGCCAGACCGGAGAAGGGAGGAGAAUCACUAGAGUUAACCGGGACACUGAAACAUUCCACCCCAUAGCAUGGCCUCGGUCGCCGCUUGGCUGCCCUUCGCCCGGGCGGCGGCCAUCGGGUGGGUGCCGAUAGCCACCCACCCACUGCCACCGCCGCCAAUGCCCAAGGAUCGCCGCAAGACGGACGACGAGAAGCUCCUCAUCAACGUCUCCGGCCGCCGCUUCGAAACGUGGCGAAAUACCCUGGAGAAAUAUCCAGAUACUCUUUUAGGUUCCAAUGAAAGGGAGUUCUUCUAUGAUGAGGACUGCAAAGAGUACUUCUUUGAUCGGGACCCGGACAUCUUCCGGCACAUAUUGAACUAUUACCGGACGGGAAAGCUUCACUAUCCCAAGCACGAAUGCCUCACCAGCUACGACGAGGAGUUGGCCUUCUUCGGCAUCAUGCCGGACGUGAUCGGGGAUUGUUGCUACGAGGACUACAGGGACCGGAAGCGGGAAAACGCCGAGCGGCUGAUGGAUGACAAGCUGUCGGAGAACGGGGAUCAGAAUCUGCAGCAGCUAACCAAUAUCCGGCAGAAGAUGUGGCGGGCGUUCGAGAAUCCGCACACGUCCACAAGUGCUUUGGUGUUCUACUACGUGACGGGCUUCUUUAUCGCUGUCUCUGUGAUGGCCAACGUGGUGGAAACGGUGCCAUGCGGCCAUCGUCCUGGCAGGGCGGGUACCCUGCCCUGCGGUGAGCGCUACAAGAUCGUCUUCUUCUGCCUGGACACCGCCUGUGUGAUGAUCUUCACGGCGGAGUAUCUGCUCCGUCUGUUCGCCGCCCCCGAUCGCUGCAAGUUUGUGCGCUCGGUGAUGAGUAUCAUCGAUGUGGUGGCCAUCAUGCCCUACUACAUCGGCCUGGGCAUCACCGACAAUGACGACGUCAGUGGCGCCUUCGUCACGCUUCGCGUGUUCCGUGUGUUCCGCAUCUUUAAGUUCUCCCGCCACUCGCAGGGACUGCGGAUCCUCGGCUACACGCUCAAGUCCUGCGCCAGUGAGCUGGGCUUCCUGGUCUUCUCGCUGGCCAUGGCCAUCAUCAUAUUUGCCACCGUCAUGUUCUACGCCGAGAAGAACGUCAACGGCACCAACUUCACAUCGAUUCCGGCGGCCUUUUGGUACACCAUUGUCACCAUGACCACGUUGGGCUACGGCGACAUGGUGCCAGAGACAAUAGCUGGCAAAAUUGUGGGCGGCGUCUGCUCGCUCAGCGGUGUGCUGGUCAUCGCCUUACCUGUACCUGUUAUCGUAUCGAACUUUAGUAGAAUCUAUCACCAGAACCAGCGGGCAGACAAGCGCAAGGCGCAGCGGAAAGCUCGCUUGGCGCGCAUCCGGAUUGCCAAGGCCUCGUCCGGAGCCGCUUUUGUCAGCAAGAAGAAGGCCGCCGAGGCCCGGUGGGCUGCCCAGGAGUCCGGCAUCGAGCUGGAUGACAACUAUCGGGACGAGGACAUUUUCGAGCUGCAGCACCACCACUUGCUGCGAUGUCUGGAGAAGACAACGAUGUAGCAACAUUUGAACAUCUCAGAUAUAGUAAGAUAUUGUAAGGUUUGCCACAAGCUCAUUAGGCAAGCAAUGACAACCAUAACAACAACAUCAACAACAGCAACAACAAUAGCAACAGCAACCACACCAACAACAGCAGCGGCGACACCAAAAAAUAAAUCCAAAGCCAUGUCGAAGGAUAUAUUGUUAAGAGCUUUUAAUCUAUCGCGUCUUCUCAUUAUUCAAAAUCGCAAUCGAAAAAUGCAAAAGGCGUUUAGAAAACACCACAAAAAAAACUGAACUGAAAGGCAAAAAUAUUCAGCAUUUUUAGUAUGUGGAACUAUAUUUUGUUUACAAAUUUUUAUAAUUUUCAUUUCUCGGUUUUUGGGCGCUUUUUUUUCCGAUCUGUUUUCUGUACAUUAAUUGUAUCUUCUGUAUAUGUGUGUCGGAUUUGUUGUAUUACGUUCUAAGUUGUAUGUUCUAAGUUCACCAUUUGUGUCAUGUUUUUCACACGACCUGGUUAUCAUCUAGCUUUGGAAAUCGAGCAAAUAUAAAUACAUACAUAUAGCCAUAUGAA